Molecule: messenger RNA, 1419 nt
Organism: Syzygium oleosum
Lineage: Eukaryota; Viridiplantae; Streptophyta; Magnoliopsida; Myrtales; Myrtaceae
Product: protein SLOW GREEN 1, chloroplastic
Cellular component (GO): chloroplast thylakoid membrane
Molecular function (GO): protein binding
Source: RefSeq, a predicted model, not a curated record
UUUAUCACUGAGGUUUUACACAAGCUCUCUCUCUCUCUCUCUCUCUCUCUCUCUCUCAAAUCGAUCGGACAUGGAGUCCCUGGCCAGACUUCCCUCCUCCCACGCGCCGCUCCACCUCUCCCUCCCCGCCGCCAACCUCCGCUCCUCCUUCUCCUUCAGAGCCCUCCGCCUGCCGCCCCCGCCGCCGCCGCCGCGGUUCCCCUCCCUCCGAGCCUCCUCCUCCCGCGCUCCGCCCCCCUCCUCCGCCGCCGGCCGCCCCCUUCCUCCUCGUCGGGCCCCGACCCCCCCCCGCGCCCUCCGGACCGCCUGCGUCGCCCUGUCCGCCGCCGCCGCGCUGUUCCUCGCCCGCUUCCACCUCAAGCCCCCCGCCGCCGCCGCCGCCGCCCCGAUCGCCACCCCCGAGGUGGACGCCGGCGUUCCGUCCGAGGAAGAGGAGCGGGCCAUGGAGGAGCACGUGAGCCAGCACGGGGACGACGUGGAGGCGCUCCGGGCCCUGAUGGAGGUCAAGAUCAAGUCGAGGAAGCUCCAGGAGGCGAUGGGGAUCCUCGACCGCCUGAUCGAGCUGGAGCCCGAGGAGCGCGAGUGGCUGCUGCUCAAGGCCAACAUCUAUAGCUACAGCGGCGAGUUCGAGUCCGCGAGGAGGGCGUUCGAGGAGAUACUGGAGAAGGAUCCGCUCCGCGUGGAGGCCUACCACGGCCUCGUCAUGGCGGCUUCCGAGUCGGGGGACGAGUUGGAGGUGCUGUUGGGGAGGAUUAAGGUGGCGAUGGAGAGGUGCAAUAAGGAGAAGAGGAAGUCCGACGUGAGGGACUUCAAGCUUUUGAUCGCGCAAGUUCGGGUCGUCGAAGGGAAGUACAAUGAGGCUUUGAGGGUUUACCAGGAGCUGGUGAAGGAGGAGCCUAGGGAUUUCAGACCCUAUUUGUGUCAGGGGAUACUCUACACUUUGAUGAGGAAGCAAGAUGAGGCAGAGAAGCACUUCAAACAGUACAGGAGGCUUGUUCCGAAGAAUCACCCUUACGCGGAGUAUUUCGAUGAUAAUAUGUUCGCCACCAAGUUCUUCGCGCAAAAGGUGGAAAGGGAGAGAGCGGGCAUGAAGAGCUGAGGUGGAUGAGCUGAUUAUUUGCUGCUGUGAUCAGGUCUGCCUUACUCUAUAGAAAGGCUCAGAUCCUUUACUUAGCAAGAGUCUUGCCUUUCAUAAAUAUGGAAGAACACAUCAAUGUGGACCUAACUAUGAGCUGUGCUGUGGAUAGGAGCUUUCUUGUUGGUAGAUUUUAGGUCCUUAGUGUAGCAUUCCCGGAACAGAGGAGAGGUUUUGGAAGAGAAUUUGGUUGCUUUUGUCGGUCUCAACCUAUCUAUUAUUGAUGAUUAUGGGCAUAACUGCCAAUCUUUUGAUUUAAUGAUGUUAAUAACUUCUGUGGCCUU